AUGGCGAGGCCGACGCGCGCGCUCCUGCUCCUGCUCCCGCUCCUCAUGCUCCUGGCGCUGACGGCGACGCUGGCCCGCGCGUCGUCGGGCGACGUGCCGGCGGCGGCGACCCUGGGCUGGGACCUCGGCGUUGUGGGCGCGGGGGAGGACGAGGAGUUCGGCUUCCCCGGCGGCGACUCCGUGGCGCGCCGGGUGCUGCAGGGCGGCGGCUACGUCAGCUACGGCGCGCUGCGGAGGGACAACGUGCCCUGCUCCGUCCGGGGCGCCUCCUACUACAACUGCCGCCCCGGCGGGCAGGCCAACCCCUACUCCCGCGGCUGCUCCGCCAUCACGCGCUGCCGCGGCUGA
Miscanthus lutarioriparius is the source of this 348-nucleotide messenger RNA. Lineage: Eukaryota; Viridiplantae; Streptophyta; Magnoliopsida; Poales; Poaceae. The record is from the annotation of a GenBank genome assembly.